AUGGGUGAAAUGCAAUCAGGAAUGGAUUGCAGGAAUGGGGGAUGUGACAUCAAGGUGGAAGGGCGGGGAUUGGUGGUGCCGGGGUGGGCACCACAGACUGAGAUUUUAGGACAUGUUGCAACCGGUGGGUUCACGAAUCAUUGUGGAUGGAACUCAUGUACAAAGUGUAUAUCAAGGGGAGUGCCAAUGGCUACUUGGCCGAUGCAUUCUGAUCAGCCACGAAAUGCAUUUUUGAUAACUGAUGUUCUUAGAAUUGGGUUGGUGGUGAAAGAUUGGGAACAUAAAGAUGAGUUGGUAAAGUCGGUGGUGGUGGAGGAUGUUGUUAGGAGAUUAAUGGAUUCCAAGGAAGGGGAAGAGGUGAGGAAGAGGGCGAUGGAAUUGGAGGACAAAGUGAAGAGGUCGUUGGCGGAGGGCGGUGAAUCUCGUAAGGAGACUGAGUCGUUCAUUUCCUACAUAAGCAGGCAUGGAUAG
Messenger RNA from Lactuca virosa, 471 nucleotides. NCBI's taxonomy places the organism in Eukaryota, Viridiplantae, Streptophyta, Magnoliopsida, Asterales, Asteraceae. The record is from the annotation of a GenBank genome assembly.